Messenger RNA from Mus pahari (shrew mouse), 1280 nucleotides. RefSeq names its product centrosomal protein 19 (gene Cep19). NCBI's taxonomy places the organism in Eukaryota, Metazoa, Chordata, Mammalia, Rodentia, Muridae. Gene Ontology annotation, biological process: trans-Golgi to periciliary membrane compartment transport; microtubule anchoring at centrosome. The transcript is spliced from 2 exons. Gene Ontology annotation, cellular component: centrosome; centriole; ciliary basal body. Bases 1 to 492 code for a protein of 163 amino acids. The record is from RefSeq and is a predicted model, not a curated record.
AUGAAAUACAUUGCCAAGAAAUGUGGAGUUAGGUUCCAGCCUCCAGCUAUGAUCUUGAUUUAUGAAAAUGAAACCGAAGGAAAGAGCCGCCAGCGUAUCAUGCCUGUCCGAAACUUUUCAAAGUUCUCAGAUUGCACCAGGGCUGCUGAACAGUUAAAGAAUAACCCACGGCACAAGAGUUACCUGGAGCAGGUGCCCCUGAAGCAGCUAGAGAAGCUGUUUGUUUUUUUGAGAGGUUCCUUGCAGGGGCAGAGCUUGGCAGAAACAAUGGAACAGAUUCGACGGGAAACAACCAUCGAUCCUGAGGAAGACCUGAACAAACUGGAUGAUAAGGAGCUCGCCAAAAGGAAGAGCAUCAUGGAUGAGCUUUUCGAGAAAAAUCAGAAGAGAAAGGACGACCCCAGUUUUGUGUAUGAUGUGGAGGUCGAGUUCCCUCAGGAUGAACAGCUGCUGUCCUGCAGCUGGGACACAGCAUCAGUCGAUGACUUCUGAAGCCUACCCUCCAUGUUUCCACAAAGAACAAAGAUCACUUCUAGAAAACUCGGAAACACUAACGAUCUAUAAAACCAGAACACUUCCAUGUGCUACGUAGGCCUAUGAGAAACACAGAAAUACAAGGUGGGAGUCUGCCUUCAAGGCAUUGGCAGUCGAAAGCGAAGGGAACUCAAGAACUUGUAGAAAGAUAUUUUAAUAAUAUUACUCAGGGAAAAGAUAAGAACCAGAUUUUGACAAAGGGGAGGCUUUCCCUCAGUGGAAAGGGGCCCAUGCUUGGCCCUGAAAUGCUACAGAUGUUUUUGUAGAAAUCAAGAUGAAGCCAAGAGGGAAGGGUGUGGUAAAGAGACAAGAAAUAGAAUCUGAGAAAUGGUGAGUAAUUAUAGUUUGACAAGAUUGGAAUUAACCUGUGUUCAUCAGUACUCUAUGUGCAUUAACUCUGGGAUAGACAGGAACACCUGUAAAUGCAAAACGUCUCACAGCUACGAGUGGCGGAAGGCAGGCAGUUCUACUUCACAAUCAGGAAAUAUGUUCUAACGUUACUCUGAAACCCAGAGCCACUUCCUGCGAAAGGCUGGUUUGUACAGUGGGAAGUUUGCCCACAAUGAGUGAUAGGUACUAUGUUCAGACCUGUUUGUGAGUUUAGAUGUACAAAGAUCUCGGCCUCACAAGGCCUCUGUGUGCAGAUGUGUUUAUUCUUACAAGAAUAUUAUCUGAUUGAUAGAAAUCAUAUGUUUUCUACAAGGAAACUAUUAUUCAUUGAAUAAAGCUGUGACUGUAAGUGAUAA